This is a messenger RNA of Porites lobata, 2427 nucleotides long. The record is from the annotation of a GenBank genome assembly. NCBI's taxonomy places the organism in Eukaryota, Metazoa, Cnidaria, Anthozoa, Scleractinia, Poritidae.
AUGUAUCAAGAGUUUACUUUGCGCAGGAGGCCUCCAAUCCACGAUCCUAAAGAGUUUCAAAUCUUCUGUCGUUCAGCCGGAGCCCCCACCAUUUUCGAUACAAUAUUAAACGCAAUGACGGACCUAAGACAUUCACAGUUAAGACUAGGCACCAACGAAAAACGAACUGUUGCCAUCAUUUACAAGCUAUGUUACGGACUUAGCCAGGUUUGCAACUGGUUGCAAACCGACCAUGCAUUGUUUCUAAAAGACUCAAAUCUAAACCAAAGAGGCUUAGAAGCCCAAAGAGAAAUGGGAAAAUCCUGUUGCCGGAGAAGAGUCAACAUUCUACAUGCAGAACUUGCAGAAAGUAACACAAAUAUGAUAGGAGAACUGAUUUCGGAAGCUAUUAAAGAACAAUGGCAACUGGUGUUAAUCAUUGACGAUUACACUUCAAUACACAGCAAACGACGUCCAAAAACCGAUCAACUAUGCCAUCCCAAAAGUAUGUGCACAAUAGUAGUUAAAGUGUUUAAAAAUGUCGAGGCAAUUCCGAGAUGUUCAGCAACAACAUAUCGUAAUGUAGACGGCAUAGACAUUACCUCUUGUGUCAAGACUUUGUCAAGUUCAUCCUCAAUGUACAAACUGGCCUUUACCUAUUCAUCUGCAAUGCCUGCCUGGAUACGUAACACGUUCUUCAAUCCAGAACUCGAAAGGCACAGACUUGCCGUGCAUGAAUAUAAUGAGAAUGACUCUGUGAGGACGAUGAGGCAGAUGACAGACGUUCAUUUACUGCAAUUCAUUGAGCUUACUCUUAAAAGCAAGAAGGACUUUUCGGCCGCAUAUGACAUUGUUCUGAGUACAAGAAUGGCUGACUACUUAAAAAAAUUUCUUGUAAUUCAGCCUGGAGACUGGCCUGCGCAGUUUUACAGUAGACAGAUUAUUUACGAAACGCUGCAAAAAUACUAUCGAUCCUCCCCCGAUACACUUCAUGGUACACCCAUUCCUACGGAUCAUGAAUAUACAACACCAUUUAAUUCUGGAUAUCGUCAGUGGGCAACCGCCGAAGAAAGUCCUGCACACAUCAAUAGUCAGCCUGCCAUCUUAUCUCUUAUUCCAUGUAUAGGUCCUCUUCACAUCUCUCUGAACGGCAGAGAAACAGUAUUUAAAGAUUUUGUGGGCUUCUUUGAAAAUAUUUAUUCUUUUUCCCAGAAGCAAGUUGCCAAAAACUCCCAGGCCAUGGCGCAUUAGUCUUAUUCUUAAAGUCGUUUAUGGAGGCUGGCUGUUUAUCAGGGAAGCUGUGAAAGAAAAAUUCAAAGUUUGUAAAGACAUAGAGUACAUGACAUUGCUAAACUUGUUAGACAAUUACAUACCACUUGUUCUGACAAUUUACAGCACAUCGUUCAAGCUAAACAACUUCUUUGAAUACUUCAUACGAAUAUGGACUAUGUUCAUGUGUCUCGAGCGGCAUCAUUAUGACAAGGCUCCUCUUGUGUGGAUAGCGAUGUGUACUUACUGGGGGAUAAAUAACCCUGACCUAUAUCUCAUGCUUCGUUUGUUUUAGUUAUUUUUGAUGAGUACCCUGUGGAAAAUGCCCAUAGCAUCAUUAGAUCAAAGACAAGUGACAGUGACACAAUUGAACAGAUGCAGCAGAAAGCAAAGGGUUCAUUUCAAUCAAAAGCAGCGCAGCAUUCAUUUAAAUCUUAUUUUUCCCCUCCUUCUAGCUUUACCUUCAGUGCUAACCAGCUGAAAUAUCUAAAAAUGAAGUGUGCAGCAUUAAUUUCUUCAAUAUUCAUAAAGAUAGCCCAGAAUCCGGGAAAAGGGGAAUUCAGAGGCAAGGGGAAAAACCUGAGGGUGGUUUUGCCAAGAAUCUUUGGACCAGACCCUGUUAAAACCAAAAUACUUCCUCUAGGCUAUUGCUCUGAGAUUAAGCCUGAUCCCGACAAGAUAUGCGACAUGCCAGGUUGUACUGUAACAAAUGAUGCUGAGUGGGUUCUCCUUGAAGGAUGUUCUCACUCAUUUCACCUCACUUGCCUCUCAGAAAUCCAACACUGCCCACUGUGCCAAAAAUUUGUACAGCAAAAAGCAGAUAGCCUGGGAACCACAGCAAAGAAUGCAAUCCUCAACCCCAAAAACAGAAACACAGAGAAAAACAAAGGCAGUGAUUCAGUAACACCACAAGAUGAAUCUAACUUGCUUGACACAUCAAAGGAACCUACAUGUAAUGUACCUAACAGUGAAAUAAAGGAUUUGGAUGCCAAUAUUACUUACUUGAUCAAUCAAAUAUCUACCUUAUCACCUAUUGCCCCUCCAUCACAAAGGAAACACUCUAAACAACAGCAACCCACUACAGUUACUAAACCACCCCACUGUAAGAAGUGCGGCCAUCUAGUCAAAGGGCAUAAAAGACCAAAAGGAAAUCAAGUUAAGUGUGAGCAGUGUCCUGGG